AUAACCAUAUUUAUGGAAGGGAGGAAAGUUUUAGUUCUUUAUUGUUAUUUCUUUCAAAUGCUUACCCGAAAGUCUUACUCUAGUUUGAGUUGUGAGCUUGUAACUAUUGUAAACAAUGAUCAUAUUGUAUAACUUCCCAUAGUGAUAUUUGGUAAACCCCGACUCUACUACAAAACGAUUCUGUUUUGUCAAAGCAUUUUGCUUAAUUAUAGCCGGUUAAGAUGGAAAAAAAAAUUCAACCAUUUGUUACUGAGAGUGCGGUUCAUAAUGAAAGGGUGGUAUCAUUCAUUCGAAACAUGACACUAAGUGUCUUUGGUUGUUCUGCUGGAAUUUUAGGGAUAACGUCCUACCAUGGUAUUUUGUUUUAUCUCUUUAGCUAUUUAUUCGUCUCGUUUCUCAUUUAUACAAUGAAGAUGGGAGGUAAUGUUCGUGAGUUUUAUCAACCAGGUCUUAAAUUUUGGUACGCAAAAGUAAUCGAAGGCGCCCCUUCGUUUGUGCUUUUCUGGACUCUUUUUUACAGUCUCGUUUAUGUUUAUGAAUAGUUCAUCUUGAAUAAAUAAGUAUACACAUUUUUAUGAUGAGCUUGUUGGAUACUUUCCAUCCAUAAUUCAUCAGACAUAUAUUAUGGUCUUUGGGAUUGAUCCUAAGCAAGACUCCCCCAUCUUUUGUUAAUAUAUCAGAAUGUUACCAAUGUGUGAUGAAUUUUACUUGCAUACUCAAUAAAUCGUCGUUCAAAUAAAUGUACCUGUACAUUUAUUACGGGACAGGUAUAUGAUUAGCUUUUACUAGUAAUAAAAUUCUGAAAGAAUUGUACGUGUCUCAUAUUAUGGAUCAUAAGUUCUAUAAUUAACGUUAUUUUUAUUUUCAAUUCACCCAAACACUAUUUCAUCUCUAUUCUUGCUUAUAAAAUAAUCCCUAA
Messenger RNA from Schizosaccharomyces octosporus yFS286, 919 nucleotides. RefSeq names its product ER membrane protein complex subunit 6. The transcript is spliced from 3 exons. Gene Ontology annotation, cellular component: endoplasmic reticulum; membrane; EMC complex. The coding region runs from base 222 to 542 and encodes 106 amino acids. Gene Ontology annotation, biological process: protein folding in endoplasmic reticulum; autophagosome assembly. Lineage: Eukaryota; Fungi; Ascomycota; Schizosaccharomycetes; Schizosaccharomycetales; Schizosaccharomycetaceae. The record is from RefSeq and is a predicted model, not a curated record.